UAUGGGAAUGCUGAAAAAAUUUUACAAUUGUAUUGUAUGAUGAGACUUUUAACUAGUACUACUAGUAUUACCAUUUCACAAGUUACGAGUACAACCCCAAAGUUUCUUAAGAGGAGUUGACAGCCUAGCCUAGACUUCACUUUGCAAUCAGUGGGUGAAAGAGAGAGAUAGUGAUUUGUGAUAGAUAACGAGUUUGAGAUUACUUAGGGUUUCGUUUCAAUUUCGAAUGUAAAUUUGAUUUUUAUGUAAACGAAUCCCUAAGUUUAAUCUCUUCUCAUAGUCAUGGAGUACUCCAAUUCAACCCAAUUCGACAUCUUUCAAAUCUAUCGUAAAUUUCGCGAUAUCCGAUCAGGUGAUGCGUAUCGCUGUCAAGAAAUGAACAUGCUCAAUGAUGAAUUAGAAAAUACCAAAUCAUCAAGGGAGGCAAUGUACAAGCUGACAAAAAUGGUGGACUCAAGCAUCAUGAGCAUGAGCCUUUCUAUUUUGGAUGAACUGCACACGCUAAUGUCUCGCCUUAAUCUAAGGGAAGAUUUCUCAGAAUUUUCAUAUUUCUAUGAUUUUGUCUUCUUCAUGUGCCGUGAAAAUGGUCAAAAAAACAUCACUGUGUCCAGGGCGAUUGAUGCAUGGAAGCUAAUUCUUUCUGGAAGGUUUCGCCUACUGAAUCAGUGGUGUGACUUUGUUGUGCAAAACCAGCGGUACAAUAUAUCUGAAGAUACUUGGCGGCAAGUUUUAGUCUUUAGUCGUUGUGUACAUGAAGAUUUGGCAGGAUAUGAUCUUGAAGGUGCUUGGCCUACAUUGAUUGACGACUUUGUCGAACACAUGUACAGAAUAACCGGGUCCAACAACUGUAGUAGUCACAAUCGUGAGGGCGAGUCAUCCAUAUUCAAAGAAUCAUUUUUUCCGGGAUUGAAAAAUGUUCCUGGUUUCAAGAGGAAAAUUCGACUGGACUUGCAACAAAAUUAUUUGGACACCAGUUCUUCUCUGAAAUUAGGUAGAAUAGAUUCCAUAACAAGCUGUAAACGAAGGAAGCCGUUAGAGCACAGGUUUGUGGGAUGCAUUGGCAAUACACAUGCGUAAAGAAUUCAUCAAAAUGUCUUUGUGGUGUGAAGGUAGUCAUGAAUGAUGAUGAUGAUGAUGAUGAUGAUAUAGGGAUGUUGUUGUGCUGCAUAGUUAACUACACAAUUGUCAUAUCGGUAUGAUAGUGAAACUUGGGUUUUCUUUGUUUAUAGAUCCCAUGAUGGGAAAAUAUUGUGAAAUAUUAGCAAAGCUGAAAGCCAGUGUUCCUGUAAAUGGUUGCUAAACUGGAAAUACAUAUCUCUUUUUUUUUGAAAGAAUUAUAUGGGAGUUACUCCUAUUUUGUGGAGAUCCAUUUGGGGUU
This is a messenger RNA of Amaranthus tricolor (Joseph's coat), 1378 nucleotides long. Its product is annotated as defective in cullin neddylation protein AAR3. The transcript has 9 exons. The record is from RefSeq and is a predicted model, not a curated record. Gene Ontology annotation, molecular function: ubiquitin conjugating enzyme binding; cullin family protein binding; ubiquitin-like protein binding. Gene Ontology annotation, cellular component: ubiquitin ligase complex. Bases 283 to 1077 code for a protein of 264 amino acids. Gene Ontology annotation, biological process: positive regulation of ubiquitin-protein transferase activity; protein neddylation. NCBI's taxonomy places the organism in Eukaryota, Viridiplantae, Streptophyta, Magnoliopsida, Caryophyllales, Amaranthaceae.